Molecule: messenger RNA, 1823 nt
Organism: Cajanus cajan (pigeon pea)
Lineage: Eukaryota; Viridiplantae; Streptophyta; Magnoliopsida; Fabales; Fabaceae
Product: putative WRKY transcription factor 7
Biological process (GO): regulation of DNA-templated transcription
Molecular function (GO): sequence-specific DNA binding; DNA-binding transcription factor activity
Source: RefSeq, a predicted model, not a curated record
GUUAAAACGGACCCACCCCACUCUACGUUAGCUUUGACCCAACCCCUUUGACUAAACCUCCCAAACCCAAACUAUGAUUUAUUUUAAGAGUUGAGAGUUGAGAGUCAUGAAUCAUGAUGGGCAUGGCUGUGGAGUUCCUAAGGAAUAACGAUAAUAAUAAUGCGAGUGCGGUGCAGGAAGCGGCUUCUGCGGCCAUCCACAGCGUCGAGAAACUCGUCAACAUGAUUUCCAACAAGAAGGAACCGGAACUGGAAGAGGUUGCUGACGUGGCGGUGAACCGCUUCAGAGAGGUUAUUUCGCUGCUCGAUAGGCCUCGCAUCGGUCACGCUCGUUUCCGAAGGGCCCCCGCAACAGCGCCACCUGUCCCCGUUUUUCAGUUGCACCAAACGCUCGCGGUUCAUGAUCAUCAUCAUGCCAAACGCCUCACAGAACAAAAACUAAAAACCUCUGCUUUCAAGGUUUAUUCUCCUCCUCAGCCUCAGCCUCAGCCUCAGCCUCAGCCUCAGAAUCACCAAAAGGAACAAGCUUUUACCAACUCCUACGUUUCUACGUUAACGGGAGACACGGAGACUUUGCAACGCUCUUCGGGGUUUCAGUUUCCUAAACCGCCACUUUCUUCGACUUCUCUCAAGAGGAAGUGCAACUCCACGGCUUUUCCUCAUCUCAAGUGUGGACCCUCCUCUUCGCACUGCCAUUGCUCCAAGAAAAGGAAAUUGAGGUUGAAGAGAGUGAUUAGAGUGCCAGCGAUUAGUUCCAAGACUGCUGAUAUACCACCUGAUGAAUAUUCCUGGAGGAAAUAUGGACAGAAACCAAUCAAGGGUUCUCCUCACCCGAGGGGUUAUUACAAGUGUAGCAGUGUGAGAGGUUGCCCAGCACGGAAACAUGUGGAGCGUGCUGUCGAUGAUUCCAACAUGCUGGUUGUCACCUACGAAGGAGAUCACAAUCACUCGCUCACUGCUCCUGAGGUGGCCAGUACUGUCCUUCAAUCAUCUUAGGCUUUUCUCUUCAACUAGUUUAUUUAAAAUUCAUUGAAAUAGUUAAUAAUUAAUACAGGAGUAUGAGUAUUUGGUUGGUCUUUGCAAGACUUUUUAUUAUAAUAUAGUAAAUGUAAAGAAAUAUUUAAACAGCACAGGGGUGUUGAGUUCAGAUGAAGUUUGUUGCAUGGAAUUUUUUUGUUUUAAUAAUAUAUGGAUAUUAUUUUCCUUGCAUAUAGGUAAUUGUUUACUCCUUGUGUGAAUUUGAUUCAAAAUGGGGAUGGGAGGGUAGGUAUAUAGUCACGGCCACAAGGGCUGGAGAAAAUUGUUGCAUUGCUUUGAUUUGAAUUUGAUGAGGGGGUUUUCGUGGGAUUUAAGUUUGAAAGUUGAUGAGAAAUGAACCUCGUAUGUCAUUGGACAUUGGUGAAGCACGCGUGAUUCUAUUUUGGAUAUUUACGUUUGAACGAGGUUGAAGUGGAAGCAAUGAAUGGAUUGAGAAUUUUUGACAACCUAAGGAGAGGUUUGUUGACUUUUGUGGGUCGUGACUCGACCUAUGUUGGCAGCUAAUGACAAAGUCAGAAUGUGAAUUGUACGAAUUGAAAACUUGUCUCUCAAUUCUCAUGUUUGGUCGUUUUAAUGACCAGGCUUUUCUUUGUUGAGAUUUUAGAUUAGGAAAAUGCUUUCUAGUACCAAUUUGAGUGAUACAACCAGUGUAUAUAAAGACAAUUGGCUUGCCAACCAAGUUUUUUUUCUUCUUCAUUUAAUUAUUUGUUCAACAAUAUUUAAACAGGUGGAUUCCUUCCUGCAAAAUCUUUUAGUACCCUAUAUAUGACAUCACUAUUCAAAUUA